This is a messenger RNA of Neltuma alba, 3781 nucleotides long. Its product is annotated as putative disease resistance RPP13-like protein 1. Bases 35 to 3781 code for a protein of 1248 amino acids. The transcript has a single exon. The record is from RefSeq and is a predicted model, not a curated record. NCBI's taxonomy places the organism in Eukaryota, Viridiplantae, Streptophyta, Magnoliopsida, Fabales, Fabaceae. Gene Ontology annotation, molecular function: ADP binding.
AGUAAUACCUUUGAGUUACCAGACACAACAAGGCAUGGAGUUCGCUGCCAAGGUGGGGGAAGCACUUCUCUCUGCUUCUGUGCAGACCUUACUCGACCGGAUCUCCUCAAGCGAGUUUCGAGAUUUCAUGAAAAAUAGAAAGCUCAACGUCUCUCUGUUGGAUGAGCUGAAGAUUACCCUGUUGAUGCUUGGUGCUGUCCUUAAUGAUGCAGAGGAGAAACAGAUCACCCGUCCUGAGGUCAAGGAAUGGCUUGAAGAGCUGAAAGAUGCUAUCUAUGAUGCAGAGGAUUUGCUAGAUGAGAUCAACACUGAGUCUCUGAGAUGCAAGGUGGAGCAAGAUUCACAAAAUGUGGCUAACAAGGUGCGAUCCUUCUUUUCUUCUUCUUUUGGUCAAUUUUACUGGGGGUUGAACUCCAAGCUAGAAGCAACAUCUCGAAGGCUUGAACACUUUGCCAAACGAAAGGAUAUCCUUGGUUUGCAAAGUGUUAGCUUCAAAGCGCAUAAAACACCCACAACAUCAGUGGUAAAUGAAUCUGUUGUGGUUGGUAGAGAGGAUGAUAAGGAGAAACUAUUGAAAAUGCUUUUGUGUGAUGGAGAUCCGAAUCCAACUGAUGUAGGAGUGGUCACUAUCUGGGGUAUGGGUGGCCUGGGUAAAACUACCCUUGCUCAACUCCUCUAUAAUGAUAAGAAGGUCCAGGAGCAUUUUGAUUUGAAGGCUUGGGCUUGUGUUUCAGAUGAUUUUAAUAUUCUGGAGGUGACCAAGAAUCUUUUUGAGUCCAUUACUAAAAAAGUCUACGAUGGUAAAAAUCUAUACCUUCUUCGUGUUGAAUUAAGAAAUAGCCUGAGUAACAGAAGGUUUUUGAUUGUGUUAGAUGACUUAUGGAAUGAAAAAUACAGUGAUUGGGAUGAUCUCAUAACUCCUUUUCACAAUGGGAAAAGGGGAAGCAAGAUCAUCGUAACAACUCGCCAACCAAGGGUUGCUGAAAUCACACAUACAUUUCCCGUACAUAAAUUGAGUCAUCUCUCAGAUGAUAACUGUUGGUCUUUAAUCUCCAAACAUGCAUUUGCAAAUGUAGAUUCAAACAAAUAUCCAGAGCUAGAAGCAAUUGGAAGGAAAAUUGCAAGAAAAUGUGGUGGCCUCCCGAUUGCUGCUAAAACAAUGGGAGGUCUUUUGCGUUCAAAAGUGGAUGCAAGGGAAUGGAAUAAAAUUCUAAAUAGCAACCAGUGGAAUAUACCAAAUGAUGAUGUUAUGCCUGCAUUGCGUUUGAGUUAUCUAUAUCUUCCAUCACAUUUGAAGAAAUGUUUUGCUUAUUGCUCGAUUUUCCCAAAAGAUGUUGUGCUAGAGAAAAGGAAAUUGGCCUUGUUAUGGAUGGCUGAAGGCAUUGUACAGCAACAAUCCCAUGGGGACAAGACAUUUGAGAUUGAAGCAGAAGACUGUUUCAAUGAAUUACUAUCUAGGUCAUUCUUUGAACAAUAUGGCGGUAAUCCAAAAAAGUUUGUCAUGCAUGAUCUCAUUAAUGAUUUAGUGAAAUUUGUAUCUGGCAAGAGUUGCGUUCAAUUUGAGGGAAAUGAAGUCCCAAAAUCUAUACGACAUUUAUCAUUUUCCCUAAAAGAAUAUAGUUGCUCUAAAGAAUGUGAGAGCUUUUGCCAUACAAAUAGUUUGAGGACUCUUUUGUCGCAAAAUGAAUUCAAAGAUUGGUCACCAAUAUGUAUUUUGUCCAGAAAAGUGCUCCAUGAUUUGUUGACAAAACUGAAAUGUCUAAGAGUAUUGUCCUUACCAAUGUACAAAAACAUUGUUGAGGUACCAAUUUCAAUUGGUAAUUUGCAACUUCUGCGGUAUCUCAACCUUUCCCACACUUCAAUCAAAAGGUUGCCUGAUGUAGCCUUUACACUUUACAACUUGCAGACAUUGCUUUUAUCAAAUUGUAUGCAUUUUAUUGAAUUGUCAGAAAAGAUAGAAAAGCUUAUUAAUUUACGUCAUCUGGACAUUAGCGAAACUGCUUUGAAUGAGAUGCCCACACAAGUUACAAAACUGGAAAAUCUUCAAAAUUUGAGUACUUUUAUCGUGGGCAAACAGCCGGAUGGAUUGGGAAUUAAAGAGUUGAAAAGGCUCCCUCAUCUACAAGGUAAACUUUCCAUUUCAAAUCUACAAAACGUUGUUGAUUCUAUGGAUGCUUUGGAGGCGAACUUGAAGAAUAGAGAAAAGUUUGAGGAACUAGUGUUGGAAUGGGAUUGUGAUACUUCAGAUUCACAAAUUGUGAAAAGUGUACUCAACGUGUUGCAACCUUCUACAAAUGUAAAGAAAUUGACCAUCAAUAAUUAUGGAGGCACUAGCUUCCCUAUUUGGGUGGGAGAUUCAUCAUUUAUAAAUAUCGCCAAUUUAUGUGUGCGUGAUUGCAGUAACUGUGUUUUGCUCCCACCAUUUGGAGAACUACCAUCUCUCAAAGAGCUCUCGAUUAGUGGAAUGGGAUUAGUGCAUACAGUUGGACGUGAAUUCUAUUGUAGCAAACCUGAGUACUCUUCAUUUCAACCAUUUCCAUCUUUGGAGAUUCUCAUAUUUGUAAAUAUGCCUACUUGGGAGGAAUGGAUAUUGUUUGAUGGUGAAGGUGCCAAAUUUCCUUUCCCUCAACUCAAAAGUUUGAGUGUGCAUGAUUGUCCUAUGUUGAGGGGAGACAUGCCCCACAACCUUCCAUCAUUGACAAAGGUUUCUGUAAUAAAAUGCAAACAAUUGGAGGCAAAAUCAACAGCUCUGCGGUGGAUUCCAUGUAUCAAGGAAUUAAGAAUUGAGCAAGGGGAACAUGGGUUAUUUAGAGCACUUGAUGAUUUAUCUCCGGACUCCUUGGAAUCUCUAAGCAUUAGGGGGUGUGAUAGCUUGCAGUCUUUGCCAAGAAUGAUAGUGGGUAGCCAUUGUCUUCGAAAGUUGUCUCUCCAAUAUAUCCCAUCAAUAAUGUCCUUCCCAAUUGAUGGUUUGCCUACUUCUUUGCAAGAUCUUGAAAUUUAUAGUUGUGACAAAUUAGAGUUCCUACCUCAGGAUUCUUGGCAAAACUACACAUCACUUGAAUACUUGGGAAUUGAUAAUAGUUGUCCUUCCUUGAAAUCUUUUCCAUUAGGUUGUUUUCCCAAGCUUAAAGAGCUUGAUAUUGCCAAAUGUUGUAAUUUGGAGACCUUUACACAUGUUGGGAGGUCUGCUCUUCCCUUAGAAUCAUUUUCGGUCAACAGAUGUAACAAACUUAGAUCAAUGUCAGAUGUACACGUUGAUUCCCUUGCCAACCUUCAACACUUUAGCCUAACUUUAGUUUCGAAGUUGGAAUCAUUGCCUCAAGGUGGUUUGCCUUCUAACUUGCGAUCACUUAUUCUUGGGGGCUGUAAUGAACUAUCUUCUAUACCCAUCCAAGACUGGGGGUUUCAACGCCUGACUUCCCUCUCACACCUUGAUGUUAUGGAUAAUGAAAGUGAAAGUGAUAUUAUUCUCCAUAAUUUACAAAAGAAUCAAUUACUACCCACUUCUCUUGUGACUAUCGGCAUUGGUGGUGUCUCUAAUCUUAAAUUGUUAGAAGGAAAAGGGCUUCAACACCUUACUUCUCUUGAAGAGCUUUACUUCUGGAACUGUAAAAACCUUGAAUCCUUGCCAGAAGAUUCGCUGCCAUCCUCUCUUUUGUUGUUGGAAAUUGAUGGCUGUCCAAAAUUAGAAGAGAGAUAUGAUUAUGAGAAAGGGAAACACUUGUCCAAGAUCGCUCAUAUUCCCACCAUACGAAUUAAUAGGAAAUACUAUGAUCCUUGA